UCAUGGACUGACGGCCAAAGAAUCACCUACUUGCCAAUGGCUAAAAAUUCCGGAGUAACAUCUGACUCUGAGUCUUGUUGUAAAGCUUUGAACGAAGCAGGAAAAUUUCGAUUAGCUGGAGGAGUGUGCAAUGAAAGUCUUCCAUAUAUUUGCAAAUAUUUAUUGAAAGAAAUAAUGGCGUCUCCUAGUUCAUUAACUGUUGAAUCACAGACUUGGAAUUCUUUCGAAGUCGCAUGGGCCAGCCCCGUUGAAGGCUGGCUUCCAUCUCGCUACGACAUCACAAUCUGCAACAAGGGAGCUCCCACUGAUUGCAAGAAACAUUUGAAAGACGAUAUUGAAAUGCGUAUUCGAAUCGAAGACUUACAAGAACUAACUGAAUACGAAGUUACUUUAGAAGCUGUUUUUAAACCAGUGGAUAUUAUUACAAAUGCCAAAAUAUCAGCUUACACUUAUCCAAAACUACCAGUGCGGUACAAUUUGUCGGCGACGGGUUCUGUUCUCGUCGAAACACCUAUGCUGAUUGCAUUAGGCCGAAAAGAUGCUCAAGUUACUGGUUCCCUGUUACUCGAUGGCUCAGAAGUAGCGACUUCAUCUGGUAAUGUCAAAUCAGUGACUUUAAAUGGAUUGAUACCUGAAGCUGAUUAUAAACUGAGGGUGCAAGAAACAGGCUCAGACUGGCAACACGAGCUGGAUCUCUAUGCUGCACCUCCAUGCAUAUCGGCAGACAUAAGAAUCGAAGGUGUAUGUAAUCGUUUUGUGAAAGAAGAACUAAUGUUUGAAGAAGCUUUAGCUUAUUGUAACAAACUAGAUUUGAAUCAAAAGAUUUAUCUUCCCUCUCUUUGGUCUCCUUUUACUUUGGAUGGCUUGGAAAAGGCUGCAGAAAACGUAAACUUCCUUUCAAUAUUUUGGUUGAAGUAUGAUAACAAUCGGGUUCUGACUACUAUUGAAACCAAAGGAGAAUGCGCAGCCGAAUCGGAUAAAAAACCCUGUUGUACAUAUGAUGCAUCUAAAAAGGUAUUUGAAUGUUUUUAUUGCUGCAAGAAAGACGCUACUAAAUAUUCUUUCAUAUGCUCCUAUGAAACUGCUUUUCUUGGAAAAGUCACUGAUCUCCAAUCAGAUUCCGUAACGGAUACAUCUUUCAAAUCAAAAUGGUCGAAUCCCACUGAUGUAACUUGGAUAGUAUCCAGAUUUGAGAGUACUUUAGUAUACUCAAAUAACUUAAACGUAUCAGUUUUAGAAAAUUCGUAUGAACGUCUAUAUGAAGGAUUGCCAUAUGGAACAGAAUGUCGUGUAACUGUUACACCUCUUGGCUUAAAAUCAAUAAGAGGAGAAAGUUCUAGCAUUGCUGUGACCACAACGGAUCCGAGAGCUCCUUUGUCUGCUACAGUAAACCAGAAUGGAGUGGUAGAGAUUUCGAGUCCAUUACUGGUGGCGAAAGAGAGGGAAUCCGAAGAAGUGAACGUAGCAGUUCUGGAAAUAGAUCCCAAGAACUCAGAGAAGAAAGCAGUAGCUGUCAUUAGAGGUCAAGCUGGGAAAACAGAUGUGACUGGACUCGACUUUGGUGCUGAAUAUGUUGUAGAAAUGACACCCAUCGAUUCAACAAGCCAACCAUCCUAUAAAUACAGCAUGUCUUUUAAAGCGAUUCCAUCAUGCAAGGAGAAUCAAAUCCAGGAUGAAUUCCUGUGCAUAUGGCCAAAAAAUGAAGCUAAAAUGUGGAAAGAAGCUACUGAAAUAUGUGAGAAGGACGAAGGAGAACUUUUAGAUUACGAAGCACAAAAGAAACUCAGCCCACAGUCCAAGGAGAUUCUCUCAAAUUUGGAGCAAAAAAGUUUCUGGAUGGGCGCUCCAAGUUCUGGCCCUUCAGCGGCAUUAACGGACGGAAAUGAGACACCAUGUGAGGAAUUUGAAAUGUCGUGUUGCUCGUACGAUUCAUCGGAAAAUGAACCCAUAGCUGACUUGAAGUGUGCCUGUUGCAAUGAACCGAAACCAUUUGCAUGCAAAACUGAGGCUGAAGUUGAUUUAGGCAAUAUUGGCAAAAUAAAUGUAGACGAAAUCACAGCAACUUCUACAACCCUGAGUUGGACCAUGGAAUCUGAGAGUAAUUGGCAAAAACCGUCUUUCCUAGUGACUUGGCGAACUGAUUCUGAAAGUAAUCGACGCAAGAGAUCGGUUGAUGAAAUUGUGGAAAAAGACACUGACGUAACGAUAUCAAACUUGGUGCCCGGUACAGAGUACAAAAUAAAAGUAGCACCUUAUUCUGAUCGAACAGGAGUGGAAGGCACAGCUGAGGAUAUUGUAGUCAAAACAAAAGACGAUGUUUCAGUAGCAGGCUUUACGCAAAAGUCUACAUGUGUCGUAACAAUUCUGAAGAUUACUUGUUGUGUUAUUGUCAUAUUAGGCAUGGGAUUUACAGUAUUUGUGUUCAUAUCCACAAGAAUGCUGUUUCUGGAUUGCCUCGCUCAACUGUUCUCAGAUAUUUCACUUUUAGGAGCUUAUCUAUGCAUUCUCGUAUCUUCAUCACAGUCCUACAGUAUAGAUGAUGAAUGUUUACGAGCAGAUCCUACUUUAUGCGUAGCAGUGUCAGCGCUGAUUCAAUUUUUCUUCCAAGCCGUGUUUCUGUUCAUGCUUCUGGAGGCAAUGCUCAUGUGCAGCGUCUUAAAAGAUUACCUACCAACUGGUUGCACGACAGGAUCACCAAUAAGUCUUAUGAUUGUUGGUUUUGGCAUACCAGCUGUGAUGAAUAUAGUGUUAGCAGCCAUAGCCAGUGAUGAUUAUUCUGAUCAUAAAUAUAAUUGCUGGUUGAAGUUGGAGGGCAGAGCCAUGCUUCCGUCUGUUGUACCUGUCAUAGUUUUUAGUGUGAUCGCAUUCUUUCUUUUGUUUUCUAUAUUUGAUGCGGAUGAACCAAAAGAAGGAGUUACGAGUACUCAGUUUCAGAGAGGAAAGGUAUUUAUAAAAACAAGAUGGACCUGUUUCGUGAUAUUAUCCUUCCUCUGUGUAGCUUACGCAACAGGCAUGGUGGGGGCCAGCAAUAAAGAUGAUAUCCUUAAUUAUGUAUUUGCAGCCUCCAGUAUAGCAUUAGGUAUUCUAAUACCAUUUCUUCGUAUAAGAUUUGAUGAUCAGGUUAGAGAACAACUGAAACAUGGUAUAUUCUUCUGUUUGCGUGAUGAUUUGGCUGGCAUUCGAGUCACACCUGCUCCAGAGGAUGAAUACGAAUCCAACAAAUUCCUAAACAUGUCUGAACUCCGAAGCACUAAACUCAAGCAACACCAACUCUCAGAUUUGAAGAUGAAGAAAGCAAAAUCAUUUACCGAUCCCGAUAUUGCAUGGCAUCGUUGAACACCGUUUUGCAGCCUUUUUAAACGUCGAAACUGAAAAUAUUGUUCCAGAAACUUUAUAAUGUUAAUCAACACAAGCUUUCUCAAACAAACGUCAUUUAAGUACUUUAUAAUAACUGAGGAACGAUGUUUUGAUCAUGGCAAUUGCUAUUGCACCGAUCUUCGGUAAAAUACCCCAACCGUUCAUCUACCGACUUUCGACGUCAGCACCACUUUAUGAGAACUAAUCCAAACAUUUAACAUUUAAAAACCUCAAUGUAAGGGUAUAACGGGUAAUCGUAAAUCGGGCAAUGAUAUUUCGGUUGUAAAAAAUAACAUACGGUGAUUUGUAUUAACAGCCGUUUUUCAUAUACUAAUAGUUUCCUUAAUCUUUUAUAAAACUUCCAAGUACUAGAAAUUCCUAGAAAAACGUGAUCACAAAGAAAUCGUGGCUGUCCUGAUUAUCAAAAAUAAAAAAAUAAUUGGGAAAAAUGUCACGCUAGCAGAACCUGCUUUGUGAUUGGUCGGAAUUUGCUUUGAGACAAUAAAAAAAAGUAAUUUUAUUGAACCGAUUGAUUUGUGUAAUUGGCAUCCCGUUUGAUCACCGGUUUUGUUAUGAAGAAACAAAAUGGGAAAUUUUAAUACUUGGAAAUUAUAAUACUCGUAUAAAAUCGGGAAACUGACCUACAACGAUUAAGUGAUACUUAUCAAAGUAAUAAAAAAAAAAUUGAUUAUUAAAAAUGUUUCCGUGUUUAACGGUUGAAACUUUAAAUUAUUAUUUUAUUUAAGGUAUCAUUAUCUUAACACAGUUCCAUAUUUAAUUAUUUUUAUUAGUGCUUGAACUUAACUAAGCAAUAAUGUAGUACGUAUUCGUUUUUACAAAAGUAUAACUUAAAAAAAUGUAUUUUACAAUAUUGCUAAGUGUUUUUUAAUGAGCUUCUUAAUAUCUAUUUUGAGAACCUUUGUGAAAAGUAUGUAUGCACAUUAAGGUG
Parasteatoda tepidariorum (common house spider) is the source of this 4306-nucleotide messenger RNA. RefSeq lists its product as uncharacterized. The record is from RefSeq and is a predicted model, not a curated record. Gene Ontology annotation, cellular component: membrane. Lineage: Eukaryota; Metazoa; Arthropoda; Arachnida; Araneae; Theridiidae. Gene Ontology annotation, molecular function: G protein-coupled receptor activity; protein binding. Gene Ontology annotation, biological process: G protein-coupled receptor signaling pathway; cell surface receptor signaling pathway.